This is a messenger RNA of Clupea harengus (Atlantic herring), 3502 nucleotides long. Its product is annotated as zinc finger protein with KRAB and SCAN domains 8-like. The coding region runs from base 612 to 2123 and encodes 503 amino acids. The record is from RefSeq and is a predicted model, not a curated record. The transcript is spliced from 10 exons. Gene Ontology annotation, molecular function: DNA-binding transcription factor activity; RNA polymerase II cis-regulatory region sequence-specific DNA binding. NCBI's taxonomy places the organism in Eukaryota, Metazoa, Chordata, Actinopteri, Clupeiformes, Clupeidae. Gene Ontology annotation, biological process: regulation of transcription by RNA polymerase II; mitotic spindle assembly checkpoint signaling.
AUCGUCAGGCUAGGUAAAUUGCUUAAACCGAAGCAAUACUGUUCACGCUUCAGAAAGUAUUUCUGAAUUAUCAUCCUGCACGCAAGAGGGCGCUAAGUUUGUGGCUUCGACUAAACCUUCCGAAAGUGUCCGUCUGUGAAGCAGGCUUCACAAUUCCUCUAAAGAAGAACAGUAAAACAUUACGCUCAGUCAUUAAACUCAUAGACAUAUAUAUGUCUAUGAUUAAACUACCAGGGACCCGUAAACUGUGUCAAAUCAGACAACUGUUGUUGACUGUGACUUGCGCUAAGCUAGUUACAAAAGGAAAGCUGUGUUCAGCUGUGUAUAAAGCUUUAUUUUUACAUCAUAGGGGAAGUUGACGGGACUCGGUAUAUGGUGCGCGUGCAGUGUUUUUAAUUAGUAUUUCAAAUAAUUAGGCUACAAAAUAAUGCAAAAACUGGAAGACGACGACGCUUGGAGCGCUUGCCUUCACAACACACCGAUUGCGCAAGGCUACGGAGAGGAGUUGACACGGAGAAGAGACAAGACAAAGAGGCAAGUUAUGUGACCGUCCUCUGUUGAAACCAAAAACCCUGUGUGUAACCACAGCUCGGAGCCUCACUUGCAAGCUGAUGGAUGAGUUUGGUCAGCAUAUGGACAUGAAUCACAAACAAGCCUGCAUCAACCUGGAGAAGGCCACUCAAUACAUCACACAAGCACUGCAGCAUGAAGUAGGUAGGAACCAGGAGCUCUAUGUGUUGAUUCGUCGUCUGGAGGAGAGGGGGGCAGAGACUGGGCGGAGUCUGACAGAGCAGGCGGAGUCAAACCGACAGCUGAAGCUGAAGAUUGAUGAACUACGGAAACACUUGGAGGAAAAAGCCAACUCACUCACACAAGCCAACCAGACUGUGGCUUUCCUGAAGAAUGAACUGAUGGACCUGCAUCAACAGUUCCAGACCCAACAGAGUAAACUUGGGACGUUUCAGGAAGUGAAUGAGUGGCUGCAGGGUGGGGAGAGCCAGCUCAAGGUUGAGAAUUCGCUGGUAUCAUCUGAUGCUCAGAGGCUGCUGGAGGAUCCAGUCUCUGGGAUAAAAGAAGAAGAAGAGGAGGAAGAAGAAGAAGAUGCUGCUACUGCUGCUGCUGCUGAUGUAUAUGGAGAGUACUGUCAGUCUGUAGAGAGAACGGACCCCAGAGAGGAACACAGAGAGGAACACACCACCUCUUCAGCUGCAGACAUUAAAACUGAACUGAUCCAGGAAGAAGAAGCAAAAUCAAAGAUGGCUCCUGUCCUCAGCUCUGAAAUGGACCUGUCCCCUAUACACCCCGUGUCUCUGGCCCAGUUAGGGGGCGUUUCAGUGGUGCUGGUGAACUUCUCUAGCACACAGGGACAGGAAGAGAUGGAUGAGGAGAACAAAGGAGAUGGAGAACAGCCUGAGUCCCGCAAAGGGUCAUCUUCCAUAUUCUCCACUCCCCCCUCUGGCUCCCCGGCAGUCAGCAGUGUCCAGCAGGAUUCCACCUCCUCCAUCUCACACGUGGAGAUGGAGGACAAUUCCAGGAGAUUCCCCUGUUCUGUGUGUGGGAAAAGCUUCCACUUCGGAUCCCAUUUAAAGUCGCAUCAGCGCAUUCACACUGGAGAAAGGCCCUACUCCUGCUCCCAGUGCGGCAAGAGUUUUAGCCAGAAAGUCUGUCUGAAAGUCCACCAGGUCACUCACACAGGAGAGAGGCCAUUCCCGUGCACUCAGUGUGGCAAGAGUUUCACAAGACGAUCGACCCUUCAAGAACAUCAGCGCAUUCACACUGGGGAGAGGCCGUACUCCUGCUCCCAAUGUGGCAAAUGUUUCACCCACAAAAUCAAUUUGACAGGCCACCAGAUCACUCACACAAGAGAGAGGCCACACCCUUGCCCCCAGUGUGGCAAGAGUUUCACAAGACGAUCGACCCUCCAAGAGCAUCAGCGCAUUCACACUGGGGAGAGGCCUCAUCACUGCACCACAUGUGGCAAGAGCUUCACUGCCUACGGAAAUCUCAUAAAACACCAGAACACUCAUACAGGACAGAGGCCAUACUCCUGUCCCCAGUGUGGCAAGAGUUUCACAAGACGAUCACAUCUUCGAGACCAUCAGCGCAUUCACUCGGGGGAGUAGUUGAACCAACGCACUCAGGAAAAUAAAAAAUAUAUACUCUGAAGGCACAACCCUGACUGGGAAUGUGAGCGGGUUAGAGACAGAACUGGCAGCCUCCCCUUAUUUAUGCUUCAAAAGCCAAUAGUGCACUUGAGUGCCCAUCCACUGACAAUCAGCACCAGGAUGAUUUCAAAAAGAUCCAUGGCUGUGGCCUUGCAACAUGCAUGACAUGCCAUGUUAAAACUGUUUUGUUGAAAUGCUGGAUUCGGGUCACUCUGAGGUGUGUGUUCAGCCUCCUGUGUGUGUGUGUGUGUGUGUGUGUGUGUGUGUGUUUGUUUGAGUGUAAGUUUGUGUUUUUUUUUUUUCUUCUACAUCUUAACAGAGUUGUUCAGUGGGGCAUUACUGGCAUUUGACAAACUUGACCAAAAUGUCAAAUACUGUUGGAUUUUAAUGAAUUCCUUAAAAUUAACUUAGAAUUCACAUGUCCUCUUACUAGAAAAUAACAGUGAAAGAGGCCACUCGUGCACGUAUGACCCCACCAUACAUCAUUGGUUACAGCAGGCUGACAGCAGGCUGAGCUUUAGGUCAUUGACACUAGACUAAAAAAGGUACAUUAUCAAGAGUUUUUUUUUAAAGAGUUUUGUGGGUGUGCUUACAAAUAUAUCAGCCUAUGGGGCUGGUCUAGGUUUGGGGGUGGGGUGGUGGAAUAGUGUAUUGUUUCAUAGGGCCCCACAUUUCUAGCAGGACCCCUGGCCGCAGGAUAAGAAAUAAACUGGGGUAAGUUAGAGAAGGGAUAAGACACUUGGCAGAUUUGCCACACGCCUCCCAAACUUCGCCAUUUAUUCAUUUUAAACUAUCUGUAAUUUUACUUUCUAUUUACUUGUGACUCAUUUGAAUGUGCAGAAAAGUCUGCCGUGCUGCAUUUAAGGUUUUGGGGAAUAGACAAAUAUAGCAGUGUUGUCCUUGACAUUGUGCCAUAAUAUUUACCGACCUGACCAUACUGUUUAUGUUCUUUGCUAUCGUUUCCAUAUAUCCUGUUGUUGAAGAUGGUGCAGUAGGUUAUCGAAUGCAUCGUAUUGUAUGCAGUAUGGAAGCAUAGUUGGGAAAGCAAAAUCACAGUCUGCGUAACUGCAUGUUGAAGAGUCCGUUCCUUUCUCUCAUAACUUUCAGUAAUUGAACAAGACACGUAAAGAUGGUGUGAAAAGGUGAAGUCCCUCCCCCUUCUCACUGUGGUCCAUGAGGGAGGAAGGCCUGGACUCCCCUACCUAAAUGGUUUGGGUCUGGAUUCCCCCACCCCUGUGUGUUUAAUUGGACCAAGGUGGCCUUACUUAAGGUGCACCUCAUUGUUGUAUGAGGGAGAAGGACAGACUGAACAUGCUGGAUGGAGCUUGGACAAGGUA